CCACAAAAGCGGCGCUGUCUGUCUUGCCAUGUCUUGCCAUGUUUUCUCAACCAAAAGAUGAGGCAGAACAUGGAAGGGACCCAGAUCUGGUCAGCAAUUGGCUUGCAUUGAACCAACCAUUGCUGGCUCGCACACUAAAGGCCUGUCAACAGUUCCAUGCCAAUGUUUAUGCAAGGAACUGCGACAAGGUCAUUGCUGCAAAAGCGUUUCAGUACAGGAACUUGCGUUUGGGUCAGAGGGCUGGCUUUUUGCAAGAGUCCUGGCACAUCUGCAGCUUCAACAAAAAUGCCAUCGCGGAAGGUUGGGGACUGAGAGAUGAAGAUCUUCAGAUUAAGGCCAUAGCAACCAAAGCUCAUUGCACUGCAGAUGCUGAGAUAUGGAAAGGCAACUGCAGACUUUGUGAAGUGCAGUUCAAAAGAUAUUCCGAUGCAAAAGCAACAGCGCGUGCCUUUGCAAAUCCCAAGUACGAGGGCAUGCUGAAAGUUGGGCCUAUGGAUCAGGUUUCCGGCGAGGGAAGCUUUGAAGCCUCUAUCAACUGUGAAGGGGUCAGUAGUGAUCCAUGUACACGAAUGGAAUUGGAUGAAAUGGCUGCGAGAGGGAGUAAAGGAGAGGGAUCCCAGGGAUACCUUCGAAGAUUCGAUGUCUCUACUGUCUCUACCACGUUGAUCCUUGAUCUUGGUCUGUGUGCAGUCAAGAGUGCAUUCACCCUGACACUGCUUCUUCUAGUGCAGCACUUCAGCCACCCUAGAAAUCGGAGGAAACGCCUCUCCCUGUGGCCCGUGUGUCUCGGCAGCGCCGCUUCCGUCCUCCUAGGUCUGGCACAGCACGCGGCGGAAGGAGCCGGGAGCGGCCGCGGGUCCACGGCCGUUGCCGUGGCCGUGGCGCUGGGGAGCUGCGGAAGAUCCAUCGUCGAUGCACGAGGUGCGUUCAGAAAGCACGGAGCAAGCUUGGGCACUUUGCUCCCCAGCAGUUGCGAGUUGAUCACUGCUUUGCUCUUCGCAUCAAGCGGAGAGUUUCGUAAAACACUGUCGAGCAGUUUCUGCGCAUGGAUCUUCUUCUCAACUGGAAGUGUGGCACUGUUUGCGCUGAGGUGUCACUGCGUCCGGAGACACUGCGACCUGUGGGCAGAAGAAUUUUUUGUUGAACACAGUGCAGUGGUGCAGGGUCCAGCACUCCAUGAUGGACAACACUGAUCGGCCAUUUUGGGUGCUGAGUGUAUCGCCUAUGGCUGAAGUUUGGAGGUUUU
Molecule: messenger RNA, 1246 nt
Organism: Cladocopium goreaui
Lineage: Eukaryota; Dinophyceae; Suessiales; Symbiodiniaceae
Source: the annotation of a GenBank genome assembly